This is a messenger RNA of Larimichthys crocea (large yellow croaker), 625 nucleotides long. RefSeq names its product cysteine-rich protein 1. Bases 178 to 381 code for a protein of 67 amino acids. Gene Ontology annotation, biological process: intrinsic apoptotic signaling pathway in response to DNA damage; regulation of gene expression. Gene Ontology annotation, molecular function: zinc ion binding. The record is from RefSeq and is a predicted model, not a curated record. The transcript is spliced from 4 exons. NCBI's taxonomy places the organism in Eukaryota, Metazoa, Chordata, Actinopteri, Sciaenidae.
CACCACAUCCUGGUUUUGACUUCACAAGACGCCAACACAUCUACAGUUUAACGGUUUUCCUGUCGAUUUUCAGUUCACACACUUAUGAACUCGCGUGCUCUCAUAGGAUAUAUAUUUCUCACCACGCCAGCUAAAGUGAACGCGCCCACACUGCACAAUAAAUAAUUAUAUACCAUAAUGGUAGGCUACUGUCCAAUCUGUGGGAAGCCCGUUUACUUUGGUGAAAAGAAGAGGUCUUUAGGGAGGGACUACCACCCUCUGUGUCUGAAGUGUGAUCAAUGCAACAGACAGCUCACAGCUGGACAACAUGCUGAGCAUGAUGAGAAGCCAUACUGUUCACACUGCUACCUGAAGAAGUUUGCUCCAAGAGGUAACAGGUGACUGGUGUCGUCCUGACACAGUGCAGACACCAGACAGAGCCAAAAUGGACAUAUGCUGACAUAUAAAAGACACGUAGGGUCUGUUCAUGUGAAAAUGAAUAAAUAAAUAUGAAUAACAGCCCCUACACAAAAUAAAUAUUUAUAAAUGUGUGAUGACCACUUGAUGCCAUGUGUACGUGAUUGUUCACCUUUAUAAUGUAAAUGAAUUUUACAUGUAGAAAAUUAAUAAAAAUAUUUUUAAAUAU